Messenger RNA from Cloeon dipterum, 1223 nucleotides. RefSeq lists its product as uncharacterized. The record is from RefSeq and is a predicted model, not a curated record. Lineage: Eukaryota; Metazoa; Arthropoda; Insecta; Ephemeroptera; Baetidae. The transcript is spliced from 2 exons. The coding region runs from base 257 to 946 and encodes 229 amino acids.
UUAGAAAUGGAGGAGGUAUGUAUGUUCUUCCUGCGCUGACGUUCCGCUUUGCUAAAUGCUCCGACGUAACGCCAAUAUUUGCAUUCCGCUUUAUUUGUCUGAUUGAUUGUUGUUCUUUCUGCUUUGCUUCUAAUUAAAGUCAAAAACGUCGCACGUGUGGCGGCGGGCGUCAGCAUUGCGGUCCAAAGGCAGCUUAACGGUCGAUUGUUUGCCGUCCAAUUAACGAGAAGAAUAUCGCUUUUGCGUUUGCUCUUUCAUGUCGGCAGUCGAUCGCGCCGGAGGAACAAAGUUGUCGCAUCGCUCCUUUGUGGCCGCCGGCAAUCAAAAGGGACGGAAAAUGAUUAACAAGCGUUUUUUGUUUUACGCGGUUGCCUGCGUCUCGCUUGCGGUGGCCGCCGAGGGCAAGUACUACCACAUGGCCUUCGCCGGGUUCAGAAAGGACGACCCAACACCCGAGUCUCCCCCACUGGAUGAUGGGAAGGACAGGAUGGGAGUGUUGUAUAGAGAUCCGAAUAUUUAUCAACCGUCGUACCACCACAAAAAGGUGGUGCCGAUCGAGGAAAGCGCAGAAAUCGAGACGUACCCCGCCGAGAGCUACCCCAUUGAGACGUACUCAUCAUACACGGAGGCCGAGGCCCCUGAGCCACCACCGUCAAAGGCAGCCCCCGCGGAGCCCGCGGAGAAGCGCCAGCAGCCGUACAGCUACUAUUACAUUGGCCGCAAGCUGUGGUACAUCCCCCUGUACUUCAGCCUGUACUUUGUGAUUUACGUGGCCGCGCUGAUUAUCAGGGCCAUCUCGAGGCACAAGGUUACCUUCCCUGACCGCCUACCGCAGGCCAGGGCCCUGGCGGGCAACGCCAAAGACGCCAACUCAAAAGAGACUCUCGACCAGCAGACCGCCGACAUUAAUCAGAUUCUUGAGGACAUGCUAUUGAAAUAUAUGUGAUUUUUUUCUAGCUCCAAUCUCUUUUUUUCUGUCUUUCAUGAAUUGAAGUGUAUUAUUUUAUAAUUCUGUUCUAUUGCCGCAUUUGCAUUUUGCUUUGCUUCCAGGAGCUUUCUGCCAAUGUCAUAUUUUAUCUAAUUGAGUUAAGUUUUUGUGGGUUGUAUGAAUUAAGCACUAGUUACUGGAUUGUUAAUAGAUGGUGAAAACAAUACUGUGAUCAUUGCUUAAUUUUGUUUAAAUUACAAGGAAUAAAAUUUAUUUCCAAAUGAAUUUUACCGGA